AUGGUACGGUUUUAAGACAUUCGGAAGUGUUCUGAUUUUGUCCAAAAACUCGUGCAUGUUUUGUUUGUUUUCCUUUUAAAUAGAUUUGAUUUUGUGACAGCAGAAAUGAGGGAGACUCCUUUGUCAAACUGUGAAAGAGAAUUUAUAAAGAAAGCGGUAGCUGAUAAAAGGAGAAUAGAUGGGCGACAAGCAUAUGAUUACAGACAUUUAAAAGUUAGCUUUGGUGUAGAAAGAGGAUGUUGUCAAGUGGAAGUUGGAGAAACAAGGGUGAUGUCACAAGUGUCAUGUCAAGUUGUUGAACCAAAGCAAGCUCGACCUGCUGACGGCAUCCUGUAUAUCAAUGUAGAACUGUCUCCAAUGGCAUGUCCAAGUUUUGAACCAGGGAGAUUGUCUGAUUUUGGUGUAGAGAUUAACAGAUUACUGGAAAGAUGUCUGAAGGAAUCAAGAUGUAUAGAUACUGAAUCUCUGUGUAUUGUGGCUGGUGAAAAGGUAUGGGAAGUAAGGGUAGAUGUGCAUGCUUUAAACCAUGAUGGAAAUUUGAUAGAUGCUUGCAGUAUAGCAGCUAUAGCAUCGCUUGCUCACUUCAGGAGGCCUGAUAUAACAGUGUCUGGAGAUGAAAUUACUAUUCAUCCUGCCUCCGAGAAAGAUCCUGUUCCACUCAGUGUUCAUCACAUGCCUAUCUGUGUUUCUUUUGCCUUCUUUGAACAAGGAAAAUUUCUGCUUGUUGACCCGACAGACAAAGAAGAGAAAGUGAUGGAUGGACGUAUGGUGAUAGGGAUGAAUAAACAUAGAGAAAUAUGUACAUUACAGAUUACUGGACAGAUGUUGCUUUUAAAAGAUCAGGUUUUAAGGUGUUCCAAUAUAGCAGUUGUUAAAGUGACAGAAAUUACAGAGCUGAUACAUAAAGCACUUGAAAAUGACAGACAAGAAAGGUCCAAGGGAGGUAAAUUUGGGUUUGCCGAAUCAGUAUGCAAGAACAAACUGACGACCAAUCAGAAAACAACAGAGCCAGUUGACAUGGAUACUGUAGAAGGUCAAAUGGCUUCAGCAUACCUACAGGGAUCAGAUGAUAGUGAUACAAGCAGUGAUAUUACCUCAUCAGAAGAUGGCGAUUCUGUUAUAAUAAUGGAGAGUGGUGUAGGAGGUAUAGGGAUGGCCGGUAAAAGCAUUGGGAUGGGUGCUAAAAGCACCUGGGAUGUGGAUGAUGAAAUGAAGGAAUUGAAAGAUGAAGAAACCAAACAAUCUACACAGAAAUUACAGAAGAGUCAUACUACCAAACAUGUAGAUGGUGGUGACCUUGGAGAUUCCAGCGAGGAGGAGACUACAGAGGUUCUUGGACAAACAGCACAGAAACAGAUGACAGGAGCACAUAAAACGAAGAAGGGAAAAUCCUGACUUGUUUUGUAAUUUGAAAAAAAAAAAAUAAAUAAAUGCACACCAGUUUUCUUACUGCUUUAUUUCACGCCUGAAGGGAUGUAUUAUGUUAACAAUUUCCUGUUCACUCUGUAACUCUUGAACCCCUUGAAGGAUUUUGAAGAAAAUUGACAUGAAUGUUCACCACAUCAAAACGAUGUGCAGAGUGCAUGUUCUGGAUGGCUCGCUUCAAGGUCAAGGUCACAUUUAAGGGUCUGAGGUCAUACCAAAGUACUUGUAAUUCAUUUUUGAAAAAAUUUAUAUUUUUAUGUUACUUAAAAACGUCAAAAUAUUUGUGACAAUGAAAGUUUAAAAUUGCUGGAUGUUGAACCAAAAUUUUGAUAUGAUGCACAGAAAAAUUCAAUAGUAAGCAUUGAAAAAGGGAAAGCGGAAUCAAGACCUUAUUCACCAUCAUUAGCUCACCUGAGCAAUGCUCAGGUGAGUUUUUGUGAUCGCUUGAUGUCCGGCAUCUGUCUGUCGUCUGUCAACAUUUAGCUUGUGUAUGCGAUAGAGGCUGUACUUUUCAACUGAUCUUCAUGAAAUUUUGUCAGAAUGAUAACCUUGAUCAAAUCUAGGCAAGUUUGAAAAUAGGUCAUCUUGGGUCAAAAACUAGGUCAAAUCAAAGAAAAACGUGUUUGCGAUAGAGGCUGUAUUUUUCAACUGAUCUUCAUGAAAUUUUGUCAGAAUGAUGACCUUGAUGAAAUCUAGGCCAAGUUUGAAAAUGGUUCAUCUGGGUCAAAAACUAGGUCACUAGGUCAAAUCAAAGAAAAACCUUGUGUAUGCAAUAAAGGCUCUAUUUUUCAGCUGAUCUUCAUGAAAUUUGGUCAGAAUGAUAACCUUGAGGAAAUCUAGGCCGAAUUAAAAAAGCGGUCAUCUGGGGUCAAAAACUAGGUCACUAGGUGAAAUCAAAGAAAAACCUUGUGUAUGCGAUAGAGGCUGUAUUUUUCAACUGAUCUUCAUGAAAUUUUGUCAGAAUGAUAGCCUUGAUGAAAUCUAGGCCAAAUUCAAAAAUAGCUCAUCUGGGGUCAAAACCUAGGUCACUUGGUCAAAUCAAAGAAAAAACCUUGUGUAUGCGAUAGAGGCUGUAUUUUUCGACUGAUCUUCAUGAAAGUUUGUCAAAAUGAUUGCCUUGAUGAAAUCUAGGCCAUGUUCGAAAAUGGUUUAUCUGUGGUCAAAAGCUAGGUCAAAUCAAAGAAAAACCUUGUGUAUGCGAUAGCGGCUGUAUUUUUCAACUAAUCUUCAUGAAAUUUUUUGUCAGAAUGGUUACCUUGAUGAAAUAUAGGCCAAGUUGAAAAUAGGUCAUCUGGGGUCAAAAACUAGGUUACUAGGUCAAAUCAAAGAAAUACCUUGUGUAUGGGAUAGAGGCUGUAUUUUUCAACUGAUCUUCAUGAAAUUUUGUCUGAAUGAUUGCCUUGAUGAAAUCUUAGCCAAGUUCCAAAAUGGGUCAUCUGGUUUCAAAAACUAGGUCAAAUCAAAGAAAACCCUUGUGUAUGCAAUAGAGGCUGUAUUUUUCAACUGAUCUUAAUGAAAUUUUGUCAGAAUGAUUACCUUGAUGAAAUCUAGGCCAAGUUCGAAUAUGGGUCAUCAAGGGUCAAAAACUAGGUCACUGUGUCAAAUGAAAGAAAGACCUUGUGUAUGCGAUAGAGGCUGUAUUUUUCAACUGAUCUUCAUGAAAUUUUGUCAGAAUGAUAACAUUGAUGAAAUCUAGGAUAAGUUUGAAAAUGGGUCACCUGGGGUCAAAAAUUAGGUCACUAGGUCAAAUCAAAGAAAAAACUUCGUGUAUGCAAUAGAGACUGUAUUUUUCAGUUGAGGUUCAUAAAAUUUGGUCAGAAUGAUAGCCUUGAUGAAAUUAAGGUAAAGUUCGAAUAUUGGUCAUCUUGGGUCAGAAACUAGGUCGCUAGGAAAAAUCAAAGAAAAAUGUUUUGUAUGUGAUAGAGGCUGUAUUUUUCAAUUGAGGUUCAUGAAAUUUGGUCAGAAUGAUUGCCAUGAUCAAAUCUAGGUCAUCUAUGCUCAAAAACUAGGUCACUAGGUCAAAUGGAAGAAAAAACAAGCCUUGUUUACACUUAAGAAACCACCUUUUUGGUUCAAUCUUAAUGAAAAUUGGUCAAAAUAUUUUUUUGUAUGAAAUCACGAGGUCAGACAUGUUUACACUGUUAUGGUGUGUUUCUCAGGUGAGCGACCUAGGGCCAUCUUGGUCCUCUUUUUACGUUUUGGGUUCAGGUAGGAAUUAUACAAAAAGCUUACUCCGGUUUAUAUUUCCAAAACUGAAUGCUGAGCUGUGCAGAAUCAAGGUUAAAUAGUAAUACAAACUCAAUAUGACUGUCUUAAUAAUAAAUGUGUGGACAGGACAAUACAUGGUGCAGAUGCAUUUAUAACUAUACAGUGUAAUAUGUAUUUGUAAUAGAUUACUAGAUCAGCUUCGAGAAAUAUGUACUUAUUUUGUGGAGCAUUGCGCUCCGUAUCUCCACUGCAGAACUUGUACAUAUUAGUCUAUACAAAAUACUAUAACCUAUUAAUAUAAAAUUUUUAUGUGGUUUAUAAACAUGCAAAAGGCUAGAAAAAAUAGGUUUUAUAAUAAUAUGUUAAUUAUUUUUCAUUCAGCAACAACUUUUCUAGGUAAAAUUUUUUGUGAAAGAAACAAAUGGAAUAGGAUUGGCAAACUAAGUAUGAAUUGCUAGUGCUUUUCAUAUUCUGUUGUUCAUUUCACAUUAACUAUGAAAAAUGUUUAUUUCUUUUCUUAAUUGUAUCAUUAUUGUAGCUUCUAUGGAAACAUGAUCUUGUCAUGUUUUAUGCAAGAUUUUUUUGUUAUUAAACAAAGAAGGCUGAAA
Messenger RNA from Mercenaria mercenaria, 4241 nucleotides. Its product is annotated as exosome complex component RRP45-like. Gene Ontology annotation, cellular component: cytoplasmic exosome (RNase complex); nuclear exosome (RNase complex). Bases 106 to 1395 code for a protein of 429 amino acids. The transcript is spliced from 14 exons. NCBI's taxonomy places the organism in Eukaryota, Metazoa, Mollusca, Bivalvia, Venerida, Veneridae. The record is from RefSeq and is a predicted model, not a curated record. Gene Ontology annotation, biological process: nuclear polyadenylation-dependent mRNA catabolic process; U5 snRNA 3'-end processing; TRAMP-dependent tRNA surveillance pathway.